AUGCAACCUUUUGAUGACCAAUCCAUAAACGAGGAGGAGCUGCCACUGGAGCUAAACCCUAAUCUCGUUCCAAACUUGUCCUACUUCUCCACCCCUACCCCUCCUACCUUUUACGCUUCUUCUAGCUUCGACAAUCAUGCCCUCUUCGGUUCGAUCGCCGUCGAGAAUGCAAGUGUUCCUAGUACUGCCGUUGCCACUGCUGCCGCCGCUGCUGCUGCUGCUUGUUCUGGAGACACGAGAAAAGGAACGAGAAAGGGGAGGCAUAGCAAGAUAUGCACGGCGAAGGGGCCGAGGGACCGGAGGAUGAGACUUUCCAUCGACGUGGCGCGGAACUUCUUCCGGCUCCAGGACAUGCUCGGCUUCGACAAGGCCAGCAACACGGUGCAGUGGCUGCUCACCAUGUCCAAGGCCGCCAUUAAAGAACUCGCCUCCGUUUCCUCCUCCAAGAUUUGUACUUUUUUAGGGAACCCCAGCUUCGAGAGCACCGAAUCCUCGACCUUGCGUGGUGACGAAGCCGCCUCAGGAUCUAAGAAGGCAGCAUCGAAGACGAAGGCAAAGAAAGAAGCCGCCAAACCUUCCAAGAAGAUCACGGAACUCCACUCGGCGCAGGCGAAGGAACUCCGGGCCAAGGCACGGGAGAGAGCGAGGGAGAGGACCAGGGAGAAGCAAAGGAUGCUGUCUAAUUCUUCCUUCCCGAUCACCUUGGAUCCCAUGAACCACCACGACAGCUCGUUCCACUUGAAGACUCUACUUGAAUUUGCUAAUAGGCAAGUCGAAGGGGGGGACAUUUGCGCCCUACCGAGCGCGGGUAACAUGCCGGCCGAUACAAUUCCGGUCAUGAGCAAUAGUCAGGCGGCCAUGGCAGAACUGAACAUGGCGAGCUACAUGUUUGAAGAACAGUGGGAGAUGGAAGCCCUUUCCAUGUACUCAAGAUGA
Messenger RNA from Zingiber officinale, 936 nucleotides. Its product is annotated as transcription factor TEOSINTE BRANCHED 1-like. The transcript has a single exon. Gene Ontology annotation, cellular component: nucleus. The record is from RefSeq and is a predicted model, not a curated record. NCBI's taxonomy places the organism in Eukaryota, Viridiplantae, Streptophyta, Magnoliopsida, Zingiberales, Zingiberaceae. Gene Ontology annotation, biological process: regulation of secondary shoot formation. Gene Ontology annotation, molecular function: sequence-specific DNA binding; DNA-binding transcription factor activity. Bases 1 to 936 code for a protein of 311 amino acids.